AAGCCUGAUACUGAUAGAUAGAUACAAGUUAGAAUAAUUUUGGGAACUCAGUGCCAGUGGAGCCUUUGCCUUUCUGCUCGAGACGGAGACGAGCGAGAUUCAUAACUGUCAUCGUAUAGCUAAACCGUGUCAAAGAAACUGGGUUUGGCUUAACGAAUAGGCGUAAAAAUUGUAAACUGAAAAGCAGAACUGUGUUCUGCGUUGGCUUUUGAUAAUGGAUUUCAAAAUGCACGAAUAUACUCACGCUUUGGUAGGCAAGGCGUCGCCAGGAUCUGUUCUCGGGGACGGUGUUAUGUUUGAUGAAAUUCGGCGUCAGCAUGAAUGUUACACAAGACUCCUUAGGGAAUUGAAUGUUGAAGUAAUUGAAGUAACUUUGCAAGGUUCUCUACCCGAAAAACUAUUGCUGGAAAAAAUGGCAAUUAUAUGCCAUGGUAUUGCAUUACUACCUCGAAGCAACUCUACUGAUGAAAUUAACAACGCUAAAAUUUUGAAAGAGAUAUUGCAAAAUGAUCUUUGCCAAACAGUUAUCGAUCAGAUUGAUCCAGAAGCAAAUAUUUCCUGUUCAGAUGUAUUAUUUACAGGUAGGGAGUUUUUUGUUGGGAUCUCUGAGAGGACUAAUGAGGCGGGAGCUAGUGCAGUUGCUGAAGCAUUUCCUGAAUUCCCGUGCACCCCGAUAAAGAUUUCUAAAGGCACUCAAGAGUUAAAGAAAUAUAUCACUGUAGCCGGAUCCGACAUUUUAUGUGUGAGUGCCAGUAAAGAGGCAAAGGAAUUGCUUAAGAGGAUUGAACGUGAAGCCACUUUUACUUAUCAGACUUUGACGGUUCCCGAAGAUGAAGCAGCUAAUUGUCUUUAUGUUAAUGGCACCCUCAUACACAGGGCUAUUGAGGAAAUACCCCAAGCAUUCAAGGUAUUUUGUGAAAAAAUAGAUUUUGCUAGAAGAUCAAUUUGCCUCUCCGAACUUGCUAAGAUGCCGGCUGGUUUGAGUUCAUGUUGUUUGUUAGUAAGAAAACCCUAAAUUUUUGUUGGUUUGUUUAUCUAUCUUUUGGUCUUCAAAAAUACAAUAUUGCUAACAUUCACAAAUGGAGACCAAAAGCAUUACAAUGAUGUUAUUAAUUAUAUCAAUGGUUUUACCUUACCAUACUUAAAAAUUAUUUAAAUUUAUUUUGAAUGGUUCAUUUGUUUGCAUCCAACCCAUGAGUAUCGGUAGACCAUCAGUAGUUAUGACUUCUUUUAUUGGACCAGCAAGAUCUUGCGCAUAUUUACAACAGUCAAUAUUUGUUCAAGAUUUUUUUCUAUACACAAUUAGUGUGACAAUAUCAAUUCGCCAGUGUGUUAAAGAAAAUUACAAUAAGUACGCGGAAUUACUGUAAGGGUGGGUUGCUCCAUUUACUAUAACAAUAAGAAAACAAAACCACUGUUGGUAAUGGUUUGAUUCGUGAUCGAUACACCCGUCAUAGGUUGGGUUCGUUUGGUUGCGUUUUGGGUAUCGAUUACUUUUGGUCACAUUUGAACUUUGAGAUAAGAUCAUUGUAAAAAACGACUAUGCAUUUACAAACAUUGCGUAAUCACACAGAUCGAACACGGGACGCGGGACCUGUCGGUAUAUUUGCUUUUUUCGCUAUUUCGGUGCACUUAUCAUACACAUUUGAAGUAUCUAUAAAAAUGUAACUAGCACAAUGCAAGUAUGCAUAACUGUUACUAAAUUAAAUAGAAAUACAUAUGUACGAAUUAAAGAAAUAAUACGAAAUGGUACUAAUCCCAGGUCAGACAAAUUAUUGUCAGAAGUUUCAUUCCCUUAAAAAUGCGUUUUAAUAUUUUAAUAAUACAAAAUACUCUACUUGGGAACUUACGAAGAUAAAAUAUUUUUUUACGUUUGUAUUAAUACUAGUUAGUUUACAUGGCGCGUAGAAAUGAGAACUAUGAAGGAUAUUAACAUGUAGUAUUUCGAAAGAAGUAUUUAAAUACGUGCAUAUACUGUUAAAAAUUAUUCAAAUAUUAAAAAUAAGUUAGGUUCCAAUAAUAUAAUGUAUACAAGUGUUUUUAUCUUUAUCGACUGUUGUAAAUAUGCUAGUGAUUAUUUAUUUAUUAAGAUUCAAAAUCAACUUGGCGAACUAUGAUCCAUUUUGCCUAUAUUUUCCAGACGUCAAACCCCAAAACGAUCUUAAACGCCUGGUUAACUUUUUUGUACUCGUGGUAAAAGAUAUCUCCUUUACAAUACUUGUUGCAUUUCAGAUAUUUUUAGUAUUAACAAAACUACGUGUUGGGUCGUGGAUAUGCAAUUUUAAACUUUUACCUUGUGGUGGGUCUUCCGUCAAAUUAGUGUUUUGUAUGCCUUCUUAAAUAAGUUCUUCUUGAGGCAAUCAAAAACAAUAAGAUAAUUCGGCAUGCACCGCAAGAGAUGGUCUUUGUUGUUUGUUUGCAAACGAUUUUUAGACAAAAUGGGUCAUAUAAAGUGAUUGGUUGAUAGUACAUUAAUAGGUAAUGUGAGUUCAACAGCAAAAUCAAUGACAAUUUUUUAUGCCUUUUUAUUUCUCUUAAUAUUUAUUCGCUUUUGCAUUUAAAAGUAUUGUAAUAUUGUUAUCUAUUGUAAAUUAUAUAGUGUGAAUCCGAAAGAUGUAAAACUCGAGUGUCGGGGCCCUUUUUAGGGUUAAUUUAAUGGGAUGGUACAAGUAAACGUGUAUUUUGUACCGGACUUAUUUAAGUGUACGUCUAUUUAAGACGAGAUUAUUGAGAUGCAACUUAAUAAAGAUAAUUCAUGAUGACAAACGUAGGGUGGAAAAUGACGAGUCUUGGAUCGCAGUGCAUUUUAUAUAUGUCCACAGCAGUUCUGAUAUAAGAUAUUGACUGUCCUGUUAUACUUUUACUUAUUAGUCAAGAUUUACAUAGUUAAGUUAGCUAUUAAUCCAAGGUCUGCUAAACUUACCUGAUACGCUUUAGACCAUUUUGUUGUAUAUCUAGCAUUGUGUUAACUGGCUGAUCUCCUUAUAGGAACAGUGCCAAUAAACGCUAUUAUUAACUAUUAUAACAUUUUCCUUGUUCCAACAUCGCAUUCCUAUAAGUCUCAAGACUGAAAUCGCUUUAUUAUGCAAUUAGGUCUUCAUAGAUGAAGUUUAAAGUAUUUGACACCUCAUUCCUUAAAAGAUCUGAGUAUAGACCUUCAAUGGGUUCUAUUAAUGAAUCCACUUCCAAUAUUUUAAGAUACCUAGUAUUUAACACAUUCCCAUUUAUUCUUAUGUUUUCUUUGUUUUUAAUGUUAUAUUAGUUACAAUGUUUUAGAAAAUUUGUGCAUAAUUGUUUGUAUUUUAUUAUGUCUUGCGGUGGAUUUCUUUAAUCUAUUUAUCCGUUGAUUUGCGAUUAGAGAUUUAAUGUUGACAUUGUCUCCCUACAUACAAAUUGUAUCGAAUUUCAAUCUCUUAUCAAACUGCAGAAGUAUUUCUCAUACCAAGCUGCUUCGUCAUCCGAUAAAAUCAAGUAGUCACAAAUUUGGGUGUAAAUUAAUGACGCAAAAUUGAUUCGAUUAAAGUUAAGCGUCCACUUGUCGGUAUCGUACGCAACGGACGUAUUGCACGCAACAGAUUGUAGUAUUAUUUAUAUAGAAACUCAUAUAAGUGCGUCCACCUGUCCGCAUCGUACGCAUCGCAAAUCGACAAUGCCGACACCUAUGCUCCGAGGGGCAACUUUUGCGAUGCCUGCCGAUGACGUCAUAGGUAAUGCCCAUUAGUGGACGCAGUCCGCGCACUUGCUCUGCGCUCUCGGCCAAAAUAUUGGAAGAAGAAGAAGAAGCUUUUUUUCCAAAUCUUCCUCUUCUGCUAACAAACAAGCUACAACGACAAAUUGUUCUUCAUCGCUUUCCUCCAUUCUCACAGAGUCCACACGUGCGUUUACUAUGAAAAUCCGAAUGAACUGGCAUCGUCAAUCCGUAUGCUGGUACUCACCGUCGAUAAUCCGUACGCUGCUGGUACAGUGGACGCACUGUGAAAUAUUUAUCCGUUUUGUACGAUGCGUCCGUUGCGUACGAUACCGACAAGUGGACUGUUAGCUUAAGUAUUUGCACCAGUACGUAUCGUGUCACAUGUAUGAUUACCUCUAUCUCUGCCCAGUGUGUUUCUUUAUUACAAUUUAGUCAGUUUAUGUCAGUUACCAUGACUCAUGUCAAAAACGUCAUGUGUGAAAAUACCUAGACGGACUAAAAGUGUACUCUAUGGAAAUGUAGGUAAUUCCUCAUUAUAUGUGUUCUGUGUACCUUAGCUGAAUCUCAUAACACUUCUUAUUAAAUAUGUGUAAUGUGUAAUUGAUAUAUAGCUCGUAUAAAGCGUCCCUAUUAAAUUAGAUAAAUGUUAAGAUAUGAUUAUGCCGAAUGAGUUUUACCCGUAAAUUGUGUUUAUAACUUCCCUUCCAUGCCACUUUUAUUUAAUGACGCAAUACAAUAAGUCAUACGAAAAAGUACAUUCCCGUACUUUCUCCUAUUUCGCCAAAUAACGUUUAAUCUAUUUGAAAAUGCAAUUUAAAAAAAUCAUGUGAUAAUUUCAUAUAUCUACUUUCUAGUUUAUAGCGUUUUUGUGUGAAUGUAUGUAUCUAUGCAUAUUAAACUUAUUAUACGCAUAAUAUUAUACCUCUAAUAUGUAAUAUUAUACGAGUUGUACCACUUAACUAUGACGGUAACCGAACGAUUUUCAGUUGUCAUAUCGCUGAUUUGACCAAUAGACCGCAAUUUCACGGCUGGUUAUAGUUUGGUUAUCGGUAUAAUUGAAUGGUGCAAGUGCAACCUAUCCUUGUUGUUGGAAAUGAACCUAUUGUUAUCUGAGGUCCGAUUUCACCAAUGGCUUUAUUAUCAGAGUAAAAAUGGUACUAGCCAUUAUAGUAACCAUUCCAUAUUUUUAACUUUCAUUGUCAUAUGCGAUUCGUUGUAUGUUCGAUGUAAUUUUGAAUCCCGAAAUAAGUCUUUAUAUAACCAAAAUCGGGUUUAAAUCUUAUCUUUUGUUCAUCUUUUUAUUCUUAGAAUAAUUAGUUGGUGAAAUCUAACACUUACUAUUCCAGAGUAAGUGACAUCAUUUUUCUUGGAAUAAAACUUAUUUUAGUGAAAUCGGUCCUUUUAAAGGUAGCAAAAUUAAUGUUAAUUGUACGUACUUCAGAAGCAGUAGGUAGGUAAUGUAAGCUGGUAAAGUAGUAUGGGCUUUCAUUGGCGGUCAGCGGUAAUCAGUCUUGAAAGCUAUGAAGAGCAAAGCCUGAUUAUUUAUUCAUUUAACAACAAAAACUGCCAACCGGAUACACCUCUUGUUUUAAAAAGCAUACACUCACUCAUCUCACAUUACUCCAGACAGUUCAUUUAUCUUUCUUAUUUUCAGUUAAUCCUGAAGUUUUCCCAGCCUCAGGUUGUUUCAGUAGUGUUGUCAGUUUGACCUCUGAUCAGACAGCAGUCCAGCUGUUGUAUCCAUAACCUUUACUCGCUAGACAUAAUUUGCAAAACGUAUUUCAUUGGACAUUAUGUCAUGCAAGUUCAAAAACAGAAAAAAAUAUAUAGGUAGUACAUAUGUAUUUUAAACAUAUUUGUAUUUUUAUUAUUCGGCUAUGAUGUACUUACUACAUUCGUGAAUAUGUAUCUAAAUAAUUCUAGGCCGCGGACCGCCCAGGGUUCAUACAAAAUUUGACUAAUGUCUAUCGUUUACUAUUUUAUUAUUGAUGUUGUGUAAUAUUUGCAUUUAUGGUAAAAUGUUCUUCAUAAAUUACAUUGAUCGAACACCGUUUAAAUAUUUUUACCUGUAAAUGUAUCUAAUGUUAAUGUAUACUAUGUUAUUUAAUCAAAUUAUUAAACUAUUAUUAAAUGCAUUUUUUUU
Helicoverpa armigera (cotton bollworm) is the source of this 5834-nucleotide messenger RNA. Its product is annotated as N(G),N(G)-dimethylarginine dimethylaminohydrolase 1. The transcript is spliced from 5 exons. Gene Ontology annotation, molecular function: amino acid binding; dimethylargininase activity. NCBI's taxonomy places the organism in Eukaryota, Metazoa, Arthropoda, Insecta, Lepidoptera, Noctuidae. Bases 215 to 1015 code for a protein of 266 amino acids. The record is from RefSeq and is a predicted model, not a curated record. Gene Ontology annotation, biological process: arginine metabolic process; positive regulation of nitric oxide biosynthetic process.